Molecule: messenger RNA, 1373 nt
Organism: Lolium rigidum
Lineage: Eukaryota; Viridiplantae; Streptophyta; Magnoliopsida; Poales; Poaceae
Exons: 9
Coding region: 141-1121 (326 amino acids)
Cellular component (GO): membrane
Source: RefSeq, a predicted model, not a curated record
CUGGCUCGCGGCUUCUUGCCCCCCACCCACUACUCCUCUUCUCGGCCGGGGAGGCGGCGGCCCUGUUCCCGGCCGGCGCCUGAUCUCCCCGUCGGCGGUUCGAUCCACGGAUCACUAGGGGUCAACCACUGUCAUCCGCCAUGCUCACGGACACCACUGACCCGAGCUACUGGCUCAACUGGAAGUUCCUGCUCUGCGCUACCUGGGUCUACUCAUGCAUGGCGCUGGCCUGCUACCUGAUCUGGAAGUACGAGGGGCCCAGUUCGCCGGCCGGCAAUGGCGACCGAGUCGACGUAGAGGAAGCGCAGCCCCGGGUCGGGCCGGGAGUGGUGUAUCUUGAAGAUUGCUGGAAGCCCUGCCUUAAGCAGAUCCAUCCUGGAUGGCUGCUGGCGUUUCGCCUCGUGUCCUUCUUCACUAUGGCUUCCAUACUUACCUAUGAUGUUGUUGUCGAUGGAUGGACCGUCUUCCUGUACUACACCCAGUGGACGUUCUUGCUUGUUAUCUUGUAUUUUGGGCUUGGCUCGGUGCUUUCAAUUUAUGGAUGCUAUCAGCAUGCUUGCGGGACGAGUGGGGAUGGAUCUGCUGCAGAUCAUGGCUCAUAUAUCAUUGUUCCAACAGGGGAAAGUAGAUAUGACAAUGGCACUAAGACUUCUUGUUUCAGUAGAACACAUGAUGGCCGGGAAAUUGCAGGAUUUUGGGGUUACCUGUUCCAAACCAUGUUUCAGACAAAUGCAGGUGCUGUGAUGAUUACUGAUCUGGUGUUUUGGUUCAUCCUCUACCCUUUCCUUGCCCGCAAUCAAUACGAUAUGAAUUUUUUGCUGAUUGGAACACAUUCAAUCAAUGCUGUCUUCAUAAUUGGUGACACCGCUCUUAAUAGCUUGCGUUUCCCGUGGUUCAGAAUAGCAUAUUUCAUGAUGUGGACAGGCAUAUUUGUUACUGCUCAAUGGAUCAUCCAUGCCAAUGUGUCGAUUUGGUGGCCUUACCCGUUUCUGGACUUGACAUACCCUGGAGCACCUAUAUGGUACUUCGUGGUAGCGUUGCUGCACUUGCCUUGCUACGGUCUCUUCGCCCUUGUUCUGAGGCUCAAACAAUCUCUGCUGCAAAGGUGCUUCUACACUUAAGUGAAGUAGACAAGAAGAUACACAUAUACAUACUGCUACAAUUUAUUCCCAUUUUUUCCUUGUCCUGAAAACUACACGGAGCUGCUGGGACAUACUUAGCUACAUUCUUCAGAGUUAGGUACCUGUAAUUCCCCGUACUCAGAAAGCACGAUCUCUUUACGGGUCUCUUUCUUCAAAGCGGGUGUGUAAAUUGAGUAAUUGACACGGCAUAUGUUCCCCCAAAAUUUUGAGAUUCAUAGCUUCUUUGAACCA